AUGGAGUUGCUUACCAUAGAGAAGUUCAUACCAUUCUUAGAACCUUUUAGAGGUAAAGAAUUGUUAACACCAUUAGAAUGUUCCAAGUUGUCCUUGAUUAUAGUGGAGGUUCUAGUCGAUCACUAUGUUGAUUUUAAGUUAUUGAAAUUCUUGAGUCGGUUUUUAACCCAGGAAUUGUAUGACGAACUAAUAGAAGAGAGGAAUAUUGAACAUGCAUGUGGAUACAUAAAGUGCAAUCGGUCACCGAAAUCGUUGGUGCGUCGAUUAUCUAUGAAUAGUAACGGGGUAACCCAAGCCAGUUCAGUUAACGAUCCUGGUGCAUCAACUAAAUACCAAAUCUACAAUAGAAAACCAGCCAUGAUAUUACCCAACACAUAUCUUUCCCAAUACUGUUGCAAGGAACAUUACCAGGCGUCGAUUUUUUACAGAAACCAGCUCAGCAAUGAAGCGCUUUUUUCCAGAAAGAAUAUAUUUACAACAUCCCCGUUCUCCUCAGAUAAAUUUAAUUGGUAUGAGAACUCCAUCACAUGCUUAGAAGAAGUGAUUGCUAAACACAAGGAAUUGAAACAAUAUGGUAAAUCGAUUUCCGAAGUGAUUGCAAUGAUGAAUGGAUUGACUGUGAGUGACUUGAAUAAUAAUAGUGAACUAAAUGACGAGACAAACCAAUUGAUAAAACUAAUUGAAGAUUUUGAAAUUGUGGAGAACAAUGAACCGAAUAUGAAUGGAGACCUAGAACAAGUCAAUGAAGAGGGUUAUACUCAAGAUAACGAAGAAAACAUACAUGAUAUAACGAACAAUGUCGAAGGUUAUGUGACAUCUAACAAAAGUUUUGGUGGGUAUGUAGUGUAG
This is a messenger RNA of Candida dubliniensis CD36, 849 nucleotides long. RefSeq names its product RNA polymerase II subunit B1 CTD phosphatase. Lineage: Eukaryota; Fungi; Ascomycota; Pichiomycetes; Serinales; Debaryomycetaceae. The record is from RefSeq and is a predicted model, not a curated record. The transcript has a single exon. Bases 1 to 849 code for a protein of 282 amino acids. Gene Ontology annotation, molecular function: RNA polymerase II CTD heptapeptide repeat phosphatase activity; RNA polymerase core enzyme binding. Gene Ontology annotation, cellular component: cytoplasm; nucleus.